CAGUUUACUGCGGUUCAUUAUCAGUUCCUCUUGUUUUAGGAAAAACCACAGAUGAAUUAUUAGUAUAUUUAUAUUAGUUAUAUUUAUGGAAUAUUCCAUAGGCUCAUGAAACUGAUCUAUAAAUUUUGUUCUUUUAUAUCUCUUAUAAUAAUCACUUAUCACAAUCCACCUGGUAAUGAACGUGUAUUUAAAAAUAUCCUUGUAGUUUCCUCGUUCAGGAAUAUUUUUUUUUGUUUUAACGACCUUACUACACUGAAUUACCGACUAUUAAACUGAUGCAAUUUCUUUGGCAUAUUACUAUGUUGUUUUUCAAAGUAUAAAAAUACCUAUAUAAGCUGAAGAAAAUCCAUUGGUUACGCUUCAGUUGUUUGUGAGUGGUGCAUCUAAAUUCCAAAAAUGAAGACCAAGGACUUCACAGGAAUACCUAUAGAGGUUAUCAGAGACCCAAAGCUAAUGCCUGGUGGAAACUACAUCAAGACAGGCAAAGACUCUACCCAAAGUACUUGUCUCCUCUUUGCACCACAAGGCGAGGAAGUUGGUACUCUAGCGAAGUACCUGGCUAUCUUCCAGAAACAUGGCGUCAAUCUCAGUCAUAUCGAAUCAAGACCUUCAACAAAGGUCCCCAACAAGUAUGAGUUUAUGGUAGAGUGUGUACCGUCUGGUGACCUUGGGGAGGCUGCGUGUGAGCUCAAGAAAAGUUGCGAGUACUUGAAGAUUAUUUCCAGAGAUUACAAGGAUAAUAUAGGUACCGUCCCAUGGUUCCCACGACGUAUCAGAGAUCUGGACCGAUUCGCAAAUCAGAUUCUAUCGUAUGGAUCUGAGUUAGAUGCUGAUCAUCCUGGAUUUACUGAUCCUGUUUACAGGGCAAGAAGGAAGUAUUUUGCUGAUAUAGCUUACAACUACAGGCAUGGUCAAAAACUCCCACACGUGGAUUACACAAAGGAAGAAACUGAAACGUGGAGAAAAGUAUUCAAACAGUUGACUACUCUCUACCCAACUCAUGCUUGUAAAGAACACAACCACGUCUUUCCGCUGUUAGUAGAAAACUGUGGAUACAGAGAAGAUAACAUACCUCAGCUGGAGGAUGUCUCGAACUUCCUUAAAGACUGUACUGGCUUUACCUUACGUCCUGUAGCAGGACUUCUAUCAUCCAGAGAUUUCCUGGCAGGUUUAGCCUUCAGAGUAUUCCAUUCAACUCAGUACAUCCGACAUCCCAGCAAACCAUUUUAUACACCAGAACCUGACGUUUGUCACGAACUGCUAGGACAUGCCCCACUUUUUGCGGAUCCUGAAUUUGCGAAUUUUUCGCAGCAGAUUGGACUUGCGUCCCUUGGAGCUCCAGAUGAUUACAUAGAAAAACUCGCAACUUGUUUUUGGUUUACUGUCGAAUUUGGGUUGUGUCGAGAAAAUAACGAGGUGAAGGCCUAUGGAGCCGGCUUAUUAUCAUCUUAUGGUGAACUUCAAUAUGCUCUUGAAGAUAAAGCUGAAAUUAGGCCAUUCGAACCGGCGAGAACCGCCUUGCAGAAAUACCCUAUUACCGAGUACCAACCAGUAUACUAUGUUGCUGAAGAUUUUGAGGAUGCUAAAGAAAAAAUGAUGUAGGUAUUUCCCAAAAAAUAUACAGGUGGCCAAUAUAUAACUGAUUUAAAAUUGCGCACCAUUUUUGAUACACGCAUUUCAGUAGUAGCUGUUUAAACCACAUGAUGUGUCGAAUUCAUCAUAUUGCGCUACACGAACCCACAACGCGUCCGUAUUGUUAAAACGUUUUCCUAAAUAAUGAGUCGGAUUGCUACAAUUCUACAAGCUACGACAAGAUUUCGGUCGAAAUAAUGUGCCCAGUGUCAACAGCAUUCAUCAGUUGGUGCGUAAAUUUGAAGAAACAGGUGAAGUUAAAGACUUGCCUAGGUCGGGCCGUGUUCGAACUGUUCGUACUCCGGAAGAUAUCGAGAGAGUUCGUGAAAGUGUAGUGGAGCGCCCUGAGACAUCUCUACCGAACAUCGUCCUCAAGAACUGGGUAUAAGUCGCGCGUCAUUAUGCACUUAUUUGCGGCCAUACAAAAUUUAAUUAACCCAAGAAGAAAAUAACGAUUUUUACCGACAACUGAUAAUGAGCGAUGAAGCCCACUUCGCUAUGAACGGAUUUGUUAAUAAGUAGAAUAGUCGUAUCUGGGCAUUAGAGAACCCUCGUUUCAUCCAUCAACGACCACUACAUACUCGUCGAUUCACAGUUUGGUGCGGUGUUUGGUAUGGAGGUGUCAUUGGACCUUACUUCUUUGAACACGCUGCAGGUAAUUCUCUUGCUGUCACUGGCGAGCGCUACAGUGAUAUGGUGCAAAUCUUUCUGGUUUCUCAAAUCCAACAAUUUAACCUGCAAAAUACGUGGUUCCAGCAGGACGGAGCGACUUGUCAAACAGCUAGGGAAACAAUGAAUCUUUUGCGAACAAUAUUUCCGAGACGUUGAAUUUCUCGAUUUGGUGAUGUCAACUGGCCACCAAUGUCACCGGAUUUAACGGCUCUUGACUUUUUUAUAAAAAUUUUUGCAAAAUAGGGCUUAUGCCAAUAAACCAAAUACUGUAGAGCAGCUGAAGAAGAAUAUUACGGAAGCGAUUGAAAAUAUUCCGCCCCAAUCUACCAAAAAGUGGAAAAUGUAAUCAAGAGGGCUCAGGUUUGUUUGAAUCGGUCAUUUUACUACAUCGCAGUUAUUGAGAAUAUAUUAAGCUGACUAUGGAAUUUGAAUUUUGAAAGAUUGAAAUGUGGAAUAACACUCACAGUUUGAUAAUAAUACAAGAGAAAGUCUGAAAAAUUGUUAUUUUAACAAGAAAUAUGAUUAGUGGCAUCAUUGAUAUAUAAUAAUGUAUCACAGCUAUCUUUAUCCUCUCCAUAAUAAUUAGGAACCUACUUUGAAACGAAUUUUUACAUGCAAAAAGCAUUCUCAUUGACAAUCAGUUUGGUUUUCGUUCAAGAAGUAACACUGGCGAUGUUAUACACGCACGCAUGUAGAAUAUAUAGAAUCUGGUGAAUAUCCUGUGGGAAUAUUCUGCGACAUAAGUAAAGCUAUCGAUUGGGUCAGUCAUCAAAUACUAUUAGCAAAAGCUGACAAAUAUGGAAUUCGCGGUAAGUGCUUAGAAUGGCAUACAAGAAACGGGUGCUUGUAAAAUACAACAUCCGCGUUACUCAAUGCUGACAUAUGAAAGCCUCAAGCUCCAUCCUAUUGUUCAUAAUUUUUGUGAAUGGCAUUACGUGUUCGCUGAUGAUGCCUCAAUACCAGAUAAAAGCACAAAUUUAAAUGAGGUUAAAGUAAUUAAGGGAUUAAAGCAACUGUAUGACUGGU
Acanthoscelides obtectus is the source of this 3330-nucleotide messenger RNA. Lineage: Eukaryota; Metazoa; Arthropoda; Insecta; Coleoptera; Chrysomelidae. The record is from the annotation of a GenBank genome assembly.